GCACAUGGGUGUAUGUAUGUAUAUAUAACUAACCCCCUUCAUCAUCUCCUAACAGAACUUGCUUUCCUCUCCACAAUGGCUAAGGUUUAUCCUCAAACUCCAUCUUCACCAUCACAGUCACCAUCAUCAUCUCCAUAUGUAAGCUCAAAACAAGAGUUCUUCACAAUAUGGAUGAAGUCUCUAGUGUACAAUAGCCAUGGAUGCACUGCAUACAAUUCAAGUGGAGAAAUCGUUUAUCGAGUUGAUAACUACGACACGAAAUGCAGUUCACAAGUUUACUUGAUGGAUAUUCGAGGCAAGGUUCUUUUCGCGAUACAACGAAAGAAAUUACCAGUUUUUGGAUGUUGGGAUGGAUACAAGUGGGAUUUUUCGAAGAAACAACGAUGGUUUCGCGUUACAAGAAAACGCCAAACGAUUCAUGUAGAUUUAGGGGUUGGUGAAGGAGGUUACAAGAUUGUUAAAACUGGUGGAAAAUUAGGGUUCAAGAUUAUUAAUACUGAUCAAGAUGGUGCCUUGGUUGCUGAGUUUAAACCAAAGCAAACAGCUUCAGGGAUUGAUCUUGGAAAUGAUGUUUUCACAUUAACUGUGGAGCCUGAUGUUGAUCAAUCAUUGAUCAUGGCUAUCAUUAUGGUUCUAGGGUUGAUCCAUCGUCAACUAUAAAGAUCUUUUUUACAAGAUUUGGUUUCAGAUCUUGGAUUAUAGAUUUAAAAACCAGAUUUGAUUGCGGGUUCCGUUUUAUGCGAUUUUCGGAUGAUCUGAAGAUGGGACUUACAAAAUGAAGAUCGGAAAACAAAUCUUUGUGUUUGUAAAUUAUACAAAUUUUGCCUGAUUUUUGGUGAUUAAUCAUGUUUUAGGUGGAUGUACCUAACAUGGGAAGUAUAUAGAGUUGAGUAUUAACUGUUGUAACAUGUAAUAUUCAAUUUUUUCAACAAAUUCAAUUCAAUUUGUUGUUGCUCA
Helianthus annuus (common sunflower) is the source of this 957-nucleotide messenger RNA. Its product is annotated as protein LURP-one-related 11. The record is from RefSeq and is a predicted model, not a curated record. NCBI's taxonomy places the organism in Eukaryota, Viridiplantae, Streptophyta, Magnoliopsida, Asterales, Asteraceae. Bases 13 to 660 code for a protein of 215 amino acids. The transcript is spliced from 2 exons.